CAGCACAGUGAGAAACAUGGCGGCGUCCAUCUCAGAGCAACUCGCGGAUUUGUUGAACCCGCUGCCGAAUUUCGCAGACCCCGAGGACGACCAGGAUGACGAGACCAAGGCCAGAGUCAUAGACAAGUUUGAUGAAGGAGGUGAUGAUGAAGCUCUCCCAGCCAGUGGACUACGGAAGAGAACCGCUGUUUUACUGGCAGAUUCGGAUAAACGCUAUCGUGGCAAAGUGACGUCACGCAAGGAGCUGCAGCAGGAGUUUGAUGGCUCUGCCACUGAAGAUGAGGAGGAGGAUGACGAUGAAGAGGAGGAUGUUGAAGAUGAAGACGAUGACUUCAGUGAUGAUGAUGGUUUGCAGGUGUCCAGCUUGGUGUCCAAGAUGAAGGACACUGACCUGAACUUCCCUAAAGAGACAGACUUCUGUGAAGUCAUGGAAGGCAUGGACGACCUGGGAGAGGACGAGGAUGAAGGGGAGACCGAUGCUGAAGAAGAAAGCGAAGAAGACUCGGAAGAGCAAGAUGAUGAGGACAGUGACAACAAUGCCGACAACUCAGGAGGUGUGAUGACCUUCUCGAAGGAGAAGGUGGCUGAAGAGGUGGAGAAGGGCAAAGCAGUGAAGAAUCAGCUUGCUCUUUGGGACCUGAUGCUCAAAGGACGAAUUAAAAUGCAGAAAGCCCUUGUGACUGCCAAUCAGCUUCCUCAACCUGACACGUUCCCAGAGUUCAAGAGCAAAGGCGGGGCCGACUACGCCAGUGCACUGAAGAACAGCCACAAAGCUCUGAAGGCUCUCCAGAGAUCUUUAUUAGAGCUGCAGGACCUGCUGCUGUAUCAGAACCCAGAAACCAGAUCCAUCUCACAGGGGAAGACGUGGGGACAAGCCACCAGCAGCAAGUCAGAUGAUGAUGAUGAAGAGGUCGAUAGUGAUGAGGGUGAAAAGGAGGAAGACGGCGAUGAGGAAGAAAAGCGGCCCGUAAGUCGAAGCGGAGCAUCCAAGCGGAAGCUGGAGACAGCGCAGUAUCCAGACUUCAUGGCAAAGCGCUUCAGUGCCUUCCAGCCGUACCGCGACGCCACGCUGCAGAAAUGGUACGACAAGACACGGCUCACCACCGGCAAGAGCACCAAGGGCUUCGGGGCAUUUGAGCGGAACAUCCUGACGCAGGUGGAGCAGGUGCUGAUGGAUAAGGAGCGAUUGUUGAAGCGCACACAGACACGCAGGUCUGAUUACAGAGUGCUGGGGAAACCGGAGCUCAGCCCAGUCGCCACACAGUCCAGCAGCACAGAGCCUGAGACAGUCGAACCAGUGCUCAAAGCUAACGCACAUCUCAAAGAUCUGGACGAGGAGAUCUUCGACGAUGACGACUUUUAUCACCAGCUUCUUCGAGAGCUGAUCGAGCGUAAAACAAGUGCCGCUGAUCCUAAUGACCAAGUGGCCAUGGGCAGGCAGUGGCUGGCCAUCCAGAAGCUUCGCAGCAAGAUCAAGAAGAAAGUGGACACCAAGGCCAGUAAGGGCAGGAAAGUCAGAUUCCAUGUUCACAGUAAGCUGAUGAAUUUUAUGGCUCCUAUUGACCACAGUACCAUGAGUGAUGAAGCUCGGUCCGAGCUGUACCGAUCUCUGUUUGGAUCUCAGUGAUGAUGGUGAUGGAGGUGUAACUCACCGAGGCAUGAACUACAGUUGUGAGCAAGGAACUGAAGAAACGUCACAUUCGAGCCCUACGUUGGAUUUUCCGCUUUUUUUCCAUCAACGUGACUCACCAAGUCUCUCAGCCAGGCCCGUGUAAACGGGAUCGACGCGUCUCAUGGUCUUAACCAGAUCCUUCUUUCUAAACUUGAUCUCCACCGUCCCUUCCGGCUCCAACACGCCACCACUGCACAACGUAAUCAUUAUACAACUCCAGUUAAUGAGUAAGAAAUGUGUGUACAGUCAGACAAACUGAUAUAUAUAUUUGGGUUCAUACGAUAUAAUAAACAAACAACGCUCUUACCGACUGUCCUUGUCUGCGUACAUCUCCAUGUGGCGUGGGUUGAUUGUAGGGUCGAUGACUACCCAUGAUCCUCCACGGAGCUCGGCUUGAGGCGGGAUGUAGACCAGUACCGGCUGUCUGUACUCCCUCAGGCCAUCCACAAUGUACGCGCCGAACUUCAGCACCUGGUCGUACAUGUCUAGAGGCGAGAUGCGUUUUAUAAUAUAGCGUUGAGUUCUUAAUUCUGAUUGGUCAGAAAGUUUUCAUUAUUUCCUAUAACGGCAGCUCUGAGAGUUGUUCUCUCUUCAAAGCAAAUCACAGGAUUAUAUUAAUGAGCUUGUUCAUGGUUGGGGUGCUUAUGUGAUUUGUAUAAUCAACUUCAGGGUGUAAUUUUACUCCAUAGAACUCGAUCGUUAACCUACGGACCUUUCAUGCCACCAGAAAAGCCUCUCCAGUUGGCAAACACCAUGAGAGGGAGUCCCUCGCGGUUCAGGUCCUUAAUAGCCUGAGCGGUCUUAAACGCGGAGUCGGGGAACCACACCUGACCAGCCUGCUGGAUGAUCUAAAGCAGACAACAGACACACACUAUUUAUAGACAGAUAGAUAUCUAUAUAUAAAUAAAUAAUCACAGUGAGUCCGUAUGUAGCUGUGUGAGAGUCUGAGCGCGAGACUCACUUUGGCUUCCGAGUCCAGAUUAGCCGGAUCUGCUGGGAUGGACAGCUCGACUGUUCUAGUCUCCACGGCUACCACGCCGACUGGGAUACCUCCCAACCUGCAAACAAACAUCGCAUAAACACUCAUGUUGUUAAUAAUAUUUGCUUAUGCAUCAAUAUGAAAAUAGCUGUCAGUGAAACCACUUGUGGUUGCUGUAUGCUGUUAGAGGAAAAAUAAUCAGCGACUGAGUAGAAAUCGUCAGAGAUUUUUCCAAUCAUGUCAAGGACAUAGUCGCUCAUCUGGCCUGCCACCAAAACAACCAUGACUACCAAGGACCAACCUCCGCGACAAAUUGUUUACAAGAGGAAAAUCAAACAAAUAAAUUAAAUUUUGUUCCCCGAGGGAAGAUCGACCCAAAACAUCGAUCAGAACUGAAAUCGGGUGAGAACUGAGACGCCUGGAAAGUUGACAAAUUAAUGACCAAGUUUUGUACAGAGUGGCGAGUUCUUUCAAAUAUAACAACUGGAACGGAAAUCCAUGAAGAACUGACAGAGGAGAUACGAUUUAAAGGUCCCAUGGCAUCGUUUUUUCAUUAAUUGUGCGGUGGUCUUUAGUAUGAAUGCCUGCCCUGUGAGCCGGUUUUGGUGAAAAAAAUGCUGUGGUUCUCCUGUUUCAGGCUGUUCUAGUUUGGUGGAGGAGCGGGUGGCGGGAGAGCGACAGGAUUUCAGCUCUUAUCAUUAAUAUUCAUGACAUGUAAACGUAUUACCUCUGAUUGGCUAACAGCACUGUGAUGCUACCUCCAGUGGGUCAGAACAAGCGGAUGUGGGUGUCUUACUAUGGCGAGAGAGAAGGAACAAACCGCGAAGGGAAAAAUACCGCGCGCUGACGUCAUUAAGGUGCGACGCGAGGAAAUAAAAUAAAUUCAACAAAUGUUUGGGUUUUUACUGAACAAACAAACAAAUAAAAUGAACGAGUGACUUAAAAAAAAAAAGAAUGUGGGUGUCUUUGUAAAAACUGUUUUGAUUGGCUAUUAUAACAGAGCAUGCUGCAUGCUCUUUGGUUUUGUAGCGCAGAGUACCUGGCUAACUGCAGGAAGCGGUUAGCUGCACAGCUAAUGUAGCCAUUGCAAGGCUAACGUGGCACCGAUUUUAAAACACGGCAAAACGACUCAACAGUUAUACACUUACUUGUUCGGUGUUUGUGGCUGAUGCGGCAGGGAUGCUUGGUACGGACCCAGGCUUCAGUGACAGUUGAUGUGCAAAACCUGCCCUGUAUUGUCCCAAGUUGUGGAAACAUUCAUCAGGAAAAUGCUUCCGACAAACAUACACCGUCUUAGGUAGACUCGACGGCGUAUUAUUGGAGUAAAUAAAAUUAAGCCACUGCGUCUUCAGGGGCUCUCCCGUCGGCAGUAAAAACGGACUCCUUUCUGUGUUGUCACGUCCAUGUACAGCGCAAUUUCCAUGUUUGGUGGCAACUUUUGAGCUGAGCGGGCAAUCCAUACAGUGGGUGGGAAUCAUCUCCCUUGCUGACGUAGUAAAGGGAAGAACCUAUCAACGUGCCAUUUUGACGCGCCAUUCUCAAAUGUUGACAAAUGUUGGGCAUAGUUUGGUUUACACAUUGAAAUUUCUAGCCACUGGGGUGACUUAAGAAGGUCAGAGGAACUCAUUUUAACGUUAAAAAACCUCAGAAAGUGAAAAUUUCAUGCCAUGGGACCUUUAACUAAAUUGUGGACGACGGACACCAUUCUAUGGCAAUAGUUCAUCGGCCUUAUGGCCAGAUGAGGUAAUAACAGCACGUCUUGAAGUGUUUUAUUCAUUUUACACCACAACCAUUAGCCAACAUUUACGACUCUAUAUGUACUAAACACCACAGUACUUUUCAUUUCAAGUUAUUUCCGGUUCCAACUUAUGUUAUAGCAGCUAUAAACAGUAGUUUCAUCACCAGCUUUUAUACUUCCCUUCUGUUUCCAAGGUAAUAAAGGGAAAACUUGAAGACAUUCUCCUGGUGGCAAACUGUUAAAAAGAGCUGACACUGGAGACUCAUUUUGUAAAUCUCACCGUACAGGGGAAAAAAAAAAAAAGUGUUGAGAAAUAUAAUUAGAAACAUUUAUAGUAGUCUUCCUAUGACUGGAUAAAAUCUGCUUUAAAAAAAAAAAAAAAAACUGGAGCUGCCUCAGGUGAAGAACUAAUGAUUUCCAUGAAAAGCUUUUCAAGUGAGAGCUGGUACGUUUCUGGACAAACGCUCUAGCUGGGAGGUACCGAGGUCAGAGAGGUCAGAGGAGGGUUAGCUUUGAAGGAAAGCUUAACCAUGAAGAAGGUGCCUUUGAUUUCUAGUGUAAUGGAAAUAGAAAAUAAAUAAAACGAUGGCAAUACAGGAUGUGUCUGUUGAGAAUAUCUAAAUGUAUUUCUAUAUAAUGUUGAUGUGCAGGAGCUCACCUGGCUCUGCCCACAACCACACUCUGUGCCCACGGCUGCAUCAUCUCCAUAAACGAGCCGUAGUCAAAGAAACCAUUCACCCAUGCUCCUUUAGGGUCUGAGAGAGAGAGAGAAAGCAGAAAAAGAGCAGACAGAAAGCAGAGUGAGAGAAAGAAAGAGCAAACAGAAAGCAGAGCGAGAGCAGACACAACAGAGAGAAAAAGACAGACAGACAGAAUAAGCAGAGUAAGAGAGCAGAGAGAAGUGGAAGACGAACAGGGAGAUAGAAAAACAGACAGCGAGAGGGACAUAUAAACAAAGAGCGAGAGAGAAGCAGACAUAAAGAGAGACGUUUCUGUAAAUCAUGUAUUGCCACAUUUAUAAAUGUUACAUUUCCUCCUGUAAUAUAAAAAUCUCAUUCACUGUAUUAGUAAAUGAUUUAAAAUGUAAAA
Molecule: messenger RNA, 5478 nt
Organism: Neoarius graeffei (lesser salmon catfish)
Lineage: Eukaryota; Metazoa; Chordata; Actinopteri; Siluriformes; Ariidae
Gene: aatf
Product: apoptosis antagonizing transcription factor
Exons: 13
Coding region: 17-1627 (536 amino acids)
Biological process (GO): regulation of transcription by RNA polymerase II
Cellular component (GO): nucleus; nucleolus
Source: RefSeq, a predicted model, not a curated record